AUGGCUGCCAUGACCGAUGUCCAGGCUCAGUACGAGCGAGAUCUCCGGAGCGCACACCAGGACUACAAGAGGACCAAGGAUUCCCAGUCCAAGUGGUCCAACGGAGCUCGUCCGCUCGCAGGCUGCCGAUUAGACUGGGCCACCCUCGAAGCUAUUGGAGGCACUGAGCAACAGCGCGCCAAAACUCGUCCCAGAGGCAAGAACAGCGAGAUUUCCCACUUCAAGAAGAUGCAGAACAAUGUGAUGAAGGGGCGAUCGCACUGGGCGCCUCACCAGGGCCGUCUCAACUCGGCGCUGCAGGCCAAGGAGCAAAUCAAGGAUCCCCUCAGCCAAUCUCUCAUGGACCUUGCCCCUUCUCAGGGCGGCUGGAAGAACCUUGCUGCUUCAGAAGACUGGAAGUACAGUUUCGAUAAGGCGGAGAGCCCCAACCGCCCCCUGACGCUUGAUGUCUUCAUCAAGACCUCAGGCCGUGAGACGGAACGAAUGGUCGAGAAGGAGUAUGAGAUUCUCAGUGAGAACGGUCAAGUUCUGAAGGGUCGCAAAGCGCGUCAGAACCUCCGUCAGGAGCAUAUGUCCGCCGCGGAGGAUGAAGGCUUUCAGCUUGUUUGA
Messenger RNA from Colletotrichum chrysophilum, 609 nucleotides. RefSeq lists its product as uncharacterized. The transcript has 2 exons. The coding region runs from base 1 to 609 and encodes 202 amino acids. The record is from RefSeq and is a predicted model, not a curated record. Lineage: Eukaryota; Fungi; Ascomycota; Sordariomycetes; Glomerellales; Glomerellaceae.